Messenger RNA from Tachysurus fulvidraco (yellow catfish), 4799 nucleotides. RefSeq names its product PPARGC1 and ESRR induced regulator, muscle 1 (gene perm1b). The transcript is spliced from 5 exons. The coding region runs from base 465 to 3248 and encodes 927 amino acids. Gene Ontology annotation, biological process: response to muscle activity; regulation of DNA-templated transcription. The record is from RefSeq and is a predicted model, not a curated record. Gene Ontology annotation, cellular component: cytoplasm; nucleus. NCBI's taxonomy places the organism in Eukaryota, Metazoa, Chordata, Actinopteri, Siluriformes, Bagridae.
UCUUUAUAUCAGUUGCACCAUUUCAUCUCGGUAAGUAUCUAGUUAUAACUACAGUGAAAUGAAAGGCUACUCAUGAAUAAAUGAGACAUUUUAUUUUUAGAUGCAAGUUUGCCCAUGAGACAUUGGUGGACAGUAGCAAAUGAGUUUGUUAAUAUGAAUCAUUCUGCUAAUAAAAUAAUUCUGUAACAAAAAAAUAAUAGAGCAAUAAAGGGUCGAUUUUGUUUAGCUGACGAGUGCUAAUGAAGGGUGCGUAGCAUUACUUUGGUAUGGCAGCACACAUUCAAACCUUCAUGUGACCAGAGACACGGCACUAUUUAUAACAGACUGAGGCCCCACAUUCCCACAUACAAGGGCAGUGCGACUGCAGUGGACAGGGCCAUGCCAACCUUGGGCAAUGUUCAAAAAUUUGGAAAAUAUUACUUACACCUAAAGAUGCUGAAUCAUGCUGCGUAAAUUCCAUUGUAAUGGAUGACUUAGAGCACAGUGUUGUGAUAGCGGAGCAAGACUGGGAGAGUUUCUAUGAGGAGAGUGAGGAAUGCUCCAUUCAACCGGCAGGGCUUGCGAGCCUGGAUGGUUCAAGCUUAAGUGACACUGAUGAUGAUUAUGAUGCAAAAAAUUCUACCAAAGGGCCUGAUUUAGAUCUACAGAUCAAGCCUGACAAAACAAAUAAAGAGCCUGAUGCAACAACACUAAGAAAAAGUGAAGUGGAUGACUGCAAACCUGAGAACCCAUCAAAAGAACCUGAAUGCUUAAGUUACAAGAAAGACAAGAAGAGAUCUGCUGAGAAAACUACAGAGAUCAAGCUGAAUGAUGUCUCAACCACACAUGCAUGCUUGACCUCAGAUAGCAGUAUAAGUGUCAAUGACACCAAUUACACCGAUCAGCAACUUACUGCCUCAGAUGUAAAGGAUUUCAGAAAGCAUAAUGAAAAUCACAGUGACGAUAAGUUAUGUCAAGCCACUGGAGAGCCAGACACUUCCUUCUCAUGUAUUCAUGAUGAAGAGCAUGUUGGCAGCUCAGAAGGAGAAACAAUUUUGAAGGUUACAGAAAGUUCAGCAACUCCAAAAGAAGAGAAAGAACGAUGGUUUGUAACAGUAAAUGACAGUCCGGUCAUGAUAAGAGUAAAGUCUGGCAAAAAAAAGGGAAGAAAAAAAAAAACCUCUAGGAAACUAACCCGACAUAGCAUAGAAAAAGAAAGACAGAGCUAUGUCUCAAAUAAUAUUAAUAAAGAGGAAAAAGAAGUAAAGAAAGAUGGACAAAUAUUACAGUGUAAAUGUAUGCAACCUUCCCAAACAUAUUCUGAACACAUUGACUUUAAUCCAUGUCCUAAUCAUAUUUUUGAAGAGGUAAUUUUAGGUUCAUGCAAUACUCAAGAGGUCAUUUUUUCUCCUAUGAAAGAACCUGAAAAGGAGGCUUUGGAAAAACUGUCUAUUCCAAAAAUUAACUGCACUUCAGAGGCAUCAUCGUUUAUUGCUGAAGAAGCGAACACAAGUUGUGAUUUUAGUUUCAAACACAAAGACAAUUCAGAUGAUCCUACAAAAUCAUUAGAAAACAAUCAUCCUGUUUCUCAUACACCAUUAAUUCUCACAGAUGCAGAAUUGCAAAGUAAUGCUGUAGUAAAUGAUCAAAGCAUAGCCAUCAAACCCAAAAGUAACAUACAUGUCACCAUUCCAGAUCACCCGUGGAGCAUCAAUUUAACCCAUAAUGCUCAUGAAGAUACUCAAUCCAAUGGUUCUAGAUUAAUUCUGGAGGCAACAGCUCCUCCUUUAGAAAAGCUACAAGAUCUAACAAAAAUAGCAGAAGAAUUGAAACUUUCCUCCCAGGAGACUCAGGGAUCACAAAAUGAAAGUCUUGAAGCAGCUGUAGGUCCAAAUUGCCCUGUAUAUGCUCUUUCAUCAUUUUGGGAUGAAAUGGAGAAGUUGACAAUAAAUGACAUUUUACAUCUUAGAUCAGAUCAUAACAGAUCUCCUAUGAGCAGAAGUGUAAUUUCUGAUGAGAGUGAUGUCCACCUUGAAGAUAAAGAACCGCUGACUUCUAAACAUGACCGUGUGCAAGAAAAUGACUUGAUGGAAGACUCUGCAGACUCUGACUAUUUCACGCAUGUAGAUGAGUCUAAACCAGACCGUUCAAGUUGUGAACUCUCUACACUCUCGGAUUGUGAUGAAGAGUUUCUACAAAUACUUAACAGAAACCCUAGUCCUGAGCCUCAACAUGUCAAAGAACAGACUGAAAAUUUGGAGUCUACAUACAUCCCAGGCCAUGAAUUUGAUCGAAACAUUGAAACUGAAUCUCUAGACAUUACUAAACUCAAUCAUCAGGAUGGAAUCCCACAUUAUUUAUAUCCAGCUAUAGAGGUAGAAAGCUUGUUUCUUACAUUGACUCAGGACAGUAAUGGCAAUCCUUUUGAACUGGAAGACAUCAGGAAAACACCGGUUUUAUCAUUUGGCAAUACAGCAGAUAAUCAAUCCAUGUUAACCUUUUCUGAGAUUUUGGCUAAGGACAUUAAUGGAGCUGGUUCCUCAGACAGACUAAGCAACACUGUUGUCUCAUUUCCAUUCGCACAGAACUUAUCUGUUUGUGAGAUGUAUGAUGAUUUCUUCUCAGACUUUGAGAUUGGGAAUUUUUUCUUUCCUCCAACCAAAGAUAAGACUGUUCCCAUCUUCUCUGCCUCACACUCAGUGGUGAGAGAUUUGGUAUUCCCUCAGGUAGAGGAACUGGAUGUUGACCCAGAUUUUGAACAAGAUAAUAUGAUAAUAAGGGACCUGACUCACUUCAGCAGCCAGUCUGAAAUGUCUGCUAGUCCAUCAGGAAUGCCAAACCUGUUCUUUUCCAUGAGCCAAAGACGAAACUGGAGUAGUCUUUUCUCUCUGAGAAGAAUAAGAUUUAUAGGAAAGGGGAGCACCUGGCACCACAAUGUCAGCUCUUGGAUUUUCCCAAAAGAAGCAAAGAAGGCAACAUCAUACAUCUCAAGAGCUCAACAAGUAGCACUGCUGAUGCAAGUGGGGAACAACUCCCUCUUACAAAUGGCAGAGCCACAGCAAUGUGCUGUAUAUAUCUCAAAAAAAGAAGACUUUAUCUUUUCUUUAAAGCAGGCAGAUAUGUGCCUGGUUUGCAUUGCCUUAGCUUCUUGGGUAUUGAAAUCUUCUAAUUCACAAUCAACAGACAUGUGGAAAGCAGCUCUCCUGGCAAAUAUAAGUGCAAUCUCAGCCAUCCAGUACUUGCGGAAAUAUGGAAAAGGACACAGCUGAGGAUCAUCAUAAUGUCUUUCCAAAAAUUCUCAGAAGGGGCCAGUAUUAAAAAAGCUAAAUGGUUCAUUUUGCACAAAUUUAAACCAAGCACAAUGUAAAUACAUUUUUGAAACAAUAGCAAACAAGACCAUCAGCAUUAUUAUUAAAUAUAUAUUUAUUCAGACAGAAAGAAAUUAGGUUGCUAUGGACCAGAAGAGCACUAGCAGGUUGCAGGUUUGUGUCAGUAGAUAUUUUCAAGCUGUACUGAGCAUAAGUACAUUGUGUAUAUACUUGUGAGGAAUAGCUUUUUGCUUGGUUCAAUAAUAAUAACAAUAAUAAGAAGAAGCAGCCUAAGAAGAAGAAGAGCGUGAAACACUGAAUUUUCCCAGAAAACACUUUGCUUUAAUAGUCUGUGUACAGGUGCAGUUUAAAAUGGUUCUUCCUGCUUGGUCAGGAAACAUUUAAAAACAUCCUGUUGCUUUUCUCUACAGACAUUUCAAACUUUUAGUGAGAUUGCAUGUCCUUUCUGAUUUUUUUUUUAUUUGUCCAAAAUUGGUGGUUAUUGCUGCAGUAUUGACAGAAUCUGGAUGGAAACUUCAAUCCAUUUAAAAUUUAAAAUAGCAUUUGAUACUGAAAUCACAAGCUUCAGUGUGAAUAUAGCCCAGUUAUAUAAUAUUCAUCUGGAUGCAAAAUUAUUUUACCAUGACAAAAAUAUGUUACCAUGAUGUGCUUAGUGAUGCUUAUUUGUUUAUUGGUGCUAUAUUUUUGUCAUUCCUGUGAGUUGUUAAUGGCUGUCCAGAAACCUAAAAUGUCAUAAGAAUGAGAAAUCCGACUGAGAUUAAUUAGAGACAGCAAACGGUGGACUCAAAUUUUCAACAUGCAACGCAGCAAUAUGAUACCUUUGUGUUUAUUCACAGCAGAGAAUCAGCUCGGCUAGUUAGAGAUCUAAUAGAGGACAAACACAAUGCUGUAGACAUGGUAGUAGCAUGUAAGCUGAAGCUUUGAAACCUGAUCUAUUUGAGCUGAGUGUAUGGAAAAGGAGGUGAGAGAGCUGUGCAGGCUAAACCACCCUUUUCGGGUUAAGAUGAAGCCAGGCUGCACUAUCAGCAGUCACACUGCAUUGUGGGUAUUGUAGGAAACUACAUUGCGAUCAUAGACUGUAUAUGUAGAUUAAAUAUUUAAACUAAAAAAGUCAACUCAGAAAUAAUUAGAAAAUAAACUCUGGAUGCCACUGUAGAUCACAUGUUAAUUAUACAGAAUAAUGUGCAAUGUGUUUCUUUACAAGGAGAGUAUACAUGAAAUAUUAUGUACCAAAACACAAGGUUAUAUUUUUAAUCAGUUCCUACAGAAUUUUGUAACUGCAGAAAUAAACAAAAAAUGAUUUUUGCACAGAUUUGGGCCAAGACGUGUCAUCUGACAUCACAAAAUCUUUUAAACAUGAGUACAGAAACAUGUCUCAUCACUGGUAGUAGUAUAAAAGAAGAAUCCUGUGCUUUAAAAUUUGCCAAUUAGUUUUUCAUUUAAAAAAAGAAAGCACAAAAAUCUUCUUAAAAACAAAAAAACAAAAACAAA